This is a messenger RNA of Lolium rigidum, 540 nucleotides long. Its product is annotated as outer envelope protein 64, chloroplastic-like. NCBI's taxonomy places the organism in Eukaryota, Viridiplantae, Streptophyta, Magnoliopsida, Poales, Poaceae. The coding region runs from base 16 to 525 and encodes 169 amino acids. The transcript is spliced from 3 exons. The record is from RefSeq and is a predicted model, not a curated record.
CGGACCACACGAGCCAUGGCGUCCUCCGCGGCCGCCAACCUCUGGGUGCUGCUCGGCCUCGGCAUCGCCGGCGUCCUCCUGGCGGCGAAGCGCCUCAAGCGCCCCGCGCGCCCGGACAGCGGCGCCUUCGUAUCGCGCCUCGAGCUCCUGCCGCCUCCCCAGCCCCCGCCGCCCCAGGCGCGCCACCCCCUCACCGACCUCUGCUUCGCCAUAGCUGACGCAUUCCAUGUCAGUAGUUACAUAACAAGCUUCGGCAGCCUAGAAUGGGCAAAGACACACGAUGCAGCAACACAAACAUCUCUAGUGGUUUCAACUCUUGUUGAUGGUGGUGCUAUUUGUGUCGGGAAAACUGUUAUUGAUGAGAUGGCAUAUAGUAUCCAUGGUGAGAAUAAGCAUUUUGGUACACCAACAAAUCCUGCAGCUUCUGAUCGAGUACCUGGAGGAUGCUCUAGUGGAUCAGCUGUAGCUGUUGGUGGUGGCAUGGUAGAUUUUGCAUUGGGUAAGUCGAUCUCUAUGUGCUUCUAAUUUAAGCAAACUUGA